Messenger RNA from Cladocopium goreaui, 462 nucleotides. NCBI's taxonomy places the organism in Eukaryota, Dinophyceae, Suessiales, Symbiodiniaceae. The record is from the annotation of a GenBank genome assembly.
AUGGCAUCGCUGCUGCUGGUCGAGAAGAAGGGUGUGACUGACCACUUGUCCAAAUUGGAAUGCGUGGACACCCCCACUCGUCUUGAUGAAGUGUUGAAACAACUUGAGGAUUUGGGAGAAGUGAAGUACCAGAUCUCCCACCAUGUGUUGGAGGGCACGCAUAUCGCUUCUAUGAAGGAGAUUGCCUUUGUCAUGGAUGCCCCCAAGGAAGAUGAUGAUCAAGGUGCAAAGAAGAGGAAAAAGGAGAAGAAGAAAGAUUCCAAUAAGAACACCCUCUCCAUCAAGAACUUCGGAAGUCGACUGGACGUAUCAAAACUGAAAGGGUCAGAUUACCUUCAGUUGUGCUGGCGAUGCCGCGUGGAAGCGGCAGGGGAUGGGACCAAAACGAUCAUGCCCAUCAGGCCCACCAUGUGCCUCACAGGGAUGCUUGAGCUGGAAGAUCAGAUCCUUCGCCUCAUGUAG